AUGCCUCUCCCAGGAGUCCCCAGAGCCAUGACUGCAACUGUGCAGACACUGCGGUUCAAGCUGCUGCCACAUGAGCCAGACCAGGAGUGGGGGCACAGCUGCCAGCAGGAAAUAGAGCGUCGCUACCAGGUGGUGCCUUCGGUGGUGUGCGCCAUGUGCUGCCUCUUUGGCAUCAUCUACUGCUUCUUUGGCUACCGGUGCUUCAAGGCUGUCAUGUUCCUGACAGGGCUGAUGUUUGGCUCCAUCAUCAUCUUCAUGCUGUGCUACAAGGAGCGGGUGCUGGACACACAGCUGAGUGUGGAGGCCUCAGUGGGCAUCGGGCUGGGCAUCGGGGUCUUGUGUGGGCUGGUCACCAUGCUGGUGCGCAGUGUCGGUCUCUUCAUGGUGGGGCUACUCCUGGGGCUGCUGCUGGCGGUGGCCACGCUGGUGGUGAUGGAGCAGUUCUACCACCCACCUACUGUGUGGAUCCCCAUUGCACUGCUCCUGGGUGUAGGGAUGCUCUUUGCUGUCCUCACCCUGCAGUGGCAGCGUUUCUUCACCACCCUCUCCACCGCCGUCUUCGGCAGUGCCAUCAUGACCGUCACCGUUGACUACUUCAUUGAGCUCUUCCUCCUGGUGCAGUACAUCUAUGAGCGCAUCAAGGUGGCCCCUGCUCGUCCAGUAUGCUGGUACAGCUGGGUCAUCCUGGGUGUCUGGCCACUCCUCACCACACUGGGUGUCCUGGUCCAGUGGAAGGUCACGGCCGAGGGAUACUCCCACACAGAAGUGAUCAUCAGCCGGCAGCAGCGCCGCGUGCAGCUGAUGCGCAUCAAGCAGCGGGAGGACCGAAAGGAGAAGAAGAAGAAGCGGAGACCCCACCACCCACCACCCCACCAGCACAAAGCCCACCCACCUGAGCCCGCCUACCGCCGCAAACCCAACCCUGUGCGCCGCUUCGAUGGGGACGUGCUCUCCCCUAGCUACAUCCAGAGUUUCCGAGAGCGGCAGACGGGGCCGUCCCUGAACAGCCUCAUCACCAGUUCCCAUGCCAUGGUGGACCUGGACUAUGACUGCAGCUCCACCGUGCCCCUCACCACGGGCUCCGGCCCUGCUGUGCGGGUGUAA
This is a messenger RNA of Chaetura pelagica (chimney swift), 1104 nucleotides long. It is a transcript of the gene TMEM198, whose product is annotated as transmembrane protein 198. Gene Ontology annotation, cellular component: plasma membrane; cytoplasmic vesicle. The transcript is spliced from 4 exons. The record is from RefSeq and is a predicted model, not a curated record. Gene Ontology annotation, biological process: positive regulation of canonical Wnt signaling pathway. NCBI's taxonomy places the organism in Eukaryota, Metazoa, Chordata, Aves, Apodiformes, Apodidae. Bases 1 to 1104 code for a protein of 367 amino acids.